AUGGCAGACCAGUCUCCGUCAAGACUGUCCGUCGCGGCGACGGUGACUUUCCACAUCACGACCGCCAUCGCGGUCACCAUCGUCAACAAGUCCGUCCUGAAUACUCUGCCGGUCCCGAUAACGCUCCUCCUCGCCCAGGCUGUGAUAUCGAUCGCCAUCUUAGGCCUCGCGUACAUGAUGAAACUGUACGUUCCGGCCAAGCUGGACUCGACGUACAUCCGGGGCGUUGCACCAUUGCUGGCCAUGAAGAUCAUCGCGCAACUUUCCAAGACGUAUUGUCUACUUAAUGUCAAUGCAAGCUUCUACCAAAUCGCGCGAGGGCUUCUCCUCCCACUCACCAUCCUCCUCUCGUUCGUUCUCCUCAAGGACUCGCGACCCAGCUUCUGGGCGUCGGCAGCAUGUGCCAUCACGACAUUCGGCUUCGUGAUCGGCGUCUCCGGCGAGGCGGUCGGGCAGGCCACCAACAUCGGCAUAGCAUGGGGCGUUUGGUCGUCGCUCACCACUGCCUUCGAGACGGUUCUGGUCAAGUACCUGGCGCUCAAGACCCGCGUUCUCGACCUUGUCUUUGUGACGUCGCUGGCCUGCGUCCCGGCCUACACGGUGAUGGCCUAUCUGAACGGCGAAAUGUCCCACUUGUCCGCCCUGGGAGCGAUGCACCCCGUCAUGGUGACGUUUGACAAGAAGGUGCUGCUGAGCGGCCUGUUCAAUUUCGCAUUGAGCGCGGCGGCCUACCUACAGAUUCGAGUCACUUCUCCUACGACACAUAUGAUCUCCACUGCUGCAAGAGGCGUCUUGCAGUCCGCUUUGGCAGUGGUGUUCCUGGGGGCCGAGAGACUGACUGCGUCGCGCAUCAAGAGUAUCGCCGUCAUCUUGACCGGUACUAUGCUCUACACCUUUAUCAAAGACAUGGAAAAGAGAGGGAAGACAAUCAAAGGUCAGGCCCUGCCUUUGCACCGUACGAAUCCGCAGCAUCAGCAGCAGUCGUCAAGACCAAUGUUUGGCGAAGAGGGUGUUCCGCUUAUGGAAACCAAAGGUACAGAGGAGAAAUAA
This is a messenger RNA of Exophiala spinifera, 1050 nucleotides long. RefSeq lists its product as uncharacterized. Gene Ontology annotation, cellular component: Golgi apparatus. Gene Ontology annotation, biological process: GDP-fucose import into Golgi lumen; protein O-linked glycosylation via fucose. The transcript has 4 exons. NCBI's taxonomy places the organism in Eukaryota, Fungi, Ascomycota, Eurotiomycetes, Chaetothyriales, Herpotrichiellaceae. Bases 1 to 1050 code for a protein of 349 amino acids. The record is from RefSeq and is a predicted model, not a curated record. Gene Ontology annotation, molecular function: antiporter activity.